UAGCAAAUAAUCCAAAAAUGACGAAUUUGACAUUCCUGGUGGUGCUUAUAGGUUUAGCUGCAUUUGCCGUUGGAGUUCCACUGAACUCCCAGCCAGCGGACGAUCAAUGGAAGCUGAUUCCGGACGCCAAUGGGCGUUUGCAUUUGGUCAAUUUGAACCCGUAUAGCUUACCGGAUCCUCAGGAACCGGAAACUCAUUUCACCGCCCGUCAGGAUAUGAUCUUCCGCCUGUAUACUCAACAGAAUCCGGACGUACCGCAAACAAUCAUUCUGGAAAAUUCUGCCUCCCUGGCUGCGUCCAACUUCAAUCCGGCACACCCAACCAGGUUCAUCAUCCACGGAUGGAACAAUAAUGGUUUCUCUGAGGUUAACAUGAUGCUGAAGGAUGCCUGGAUGAGACGUGGAAACUUCAACGUCAUCACCGUCGAUUGGGGCGUAGGAGCUAACACCAUCAACUAUCCGAUUGCACGUGCUCGAGUCCAUGCUGUUGGAGCAACGACUGCAGCUUUCAUUGGAUUCCUGAUUGCCGAAAGGGGUAUCUCGCCGAACAGUAUCAGCAUUGCUGGACACAGUUUGGGAGCUCAUGCUGCCGGUGUUGCUGGCCACAGCCGAUUCGGAACGCUGAACACCAUUUUCGGAAUGGAUCCGGCACUGCCAGGGUUCUCUCUGGAUAGCAGCGAUCGUAUCACGGCUCACGAUGCCCAGUACGUUGAAUCGAUCCACACCAACGCCGGAUUGCUCGGGUUCGAUUUGCCACUCGGACAAACCGCCUUCUACCCGAACGGAGGAAGCAGCCAGCCCGGUUGCGGAGUAGAUAUUACCGGAGCCUGUGCUCACGGACGUGCUUAUGAGUUCUUGGCUGAAUCGAUCAUCUCCGGAGGAUUCACGUCGAUUCCGUGCCAGAACUACAACCAGGUGAUUACGAAUACUUGCGUUAUCGAUCGUCCACAGCGACGCAUGGGAGGUGAACCAUCGAACCAUGGAACCGGUGCCUCCGGAGUUUAUACUCUGACCACCCGAAAUGCUAGCCCGUUCUCUCAAGGUUAAAAUUUGAUUCUGAAAAUAUACUAACCAAUGCAAUGUGUCAUUCAGCACAAUUAUGUUAUAAA
Messenger RNA from Uranotaenia lowii, 1108 nucleotides. Its product is annotated as pancreatic triacylglycerol lipase-like. The transcript is spliced from 2 exons. The record is from RefSeq and is a predicted model, not a curated record. Gene Ontology annotation, biological process: lipid metabolic process. NCBI's taxonomy places the organism in Eukaryota, Metazoa, Arthropoda, Insecta, Diptera, Culicidae. The coding region runs from base 18 to 1046 and encodes 342 amino acids. Gene Ontology annotation, molecular function: lipase activity.